Molecule: messenger RNA, 1680 nt
Organism: Filobasidium floriforme
Lineage: Eukaryota; Fungi; Basidiomycota; Tremellomycetes; Filobasidiales; Filobasidiaceae
Product: mitochondrial cytochrome c peroxidase
Exons: 7
Coding region: 179-1309 (376 amino acids)
Biological process (GO): hydrogen peroxide catabolic process; cellular response to oxidative stress; response to reactive oxygen species
Molecular function (GO): heme binding; peroxidase activity
Source: RefSeq, a predicted model, not a curated record
CGACUGGUCGCCCAUUGGGCCAUGCCCUGGCAGCUAGCAGCGGCUAUACCCCCCUCGACUCGCGACUCGUUCAUAUCUCUCACCAUCUAUAACAGCAGCUCGCACACAUUCAUAUACUUGCUUCAAGUAGCACAUCACUCUAGAUUCUACUGUACAACCACAUAGACACGAAGCAAAGAUGUCUUUCCGUUCUGCUUUCACCCCCGCUCUCCGAGCUUCCCGUUCGGCCAUUCGACCUGCUAUCAGGUCGAGGGUCGCCGUUCGAGGAUACGCUACCGAGCCCGCUGCCAAGUCUAGCAACAACACCCUCAUCUGGGCCGCUCUCGCUGCCGGUGUAGCGGGAGCUGGUGGGUACUACUUCUACGGCACCGAUGCCACCCCCGCUGAGAGGGUCGAGGAGCUCAAGACUGCCGGACGAGAGGCCGAGCAGAUCGCCGAGGCCAAGACUGGACUCGGGUUGAAGAAGAAGGAGGACUACCAGAAGGUUUACAACAGGAUCGCCGAGAUGUUGGAGGUCGACGAUUACGAUGACGGCUCGCUCGCCCCCGUCCUCAUCCGUCUCGCUUGGCACGCUUCGGGUACCUACAACGCUGCCGACAACUCGGGUGGUUCCAACUACGCUACCAUGAGGUUCAAGCCCGAGUCGGAGCACGGUGCCAACAACGGUCUCGGAAUCGCUCGAGACCACAUGGAGAAGAUCAAGAAGGAGUUCCCCUGGAUCUCUUACGGUGACUUGUGGACCCUCGGUGGUGUCUGUGCCGUCCAAGAGGCCGCCGGCCCCAUCGUUCCCUGGAGGCCCGGUAGGAUCGACGGUUACGACCACCACUGUACGCCUGAUGGCAGGUUGCCCGACGGUUCCAAGGCUCAGGACCACUUGAGGGACAUCUUUUACAGGAUGGGCUUCAACGACCAGGAGAUUGUCGCCUUGUCCGGUGCUCAUGCUAUGGGACGAUGCCACACCGACCGAUCCGGUUUCGACGGUCCCUGGACUUUCUCCCCUACGACCUUUACCAACGACUACUUCAAGUUGCUCUUUGACGAGAAGUGGUCCUGGAGGAAGUGGGGCGGACCCGCCCAGUUCACCGACAGCAAGACCAAGUCGUUGAUGAUGUUGCCCUCGGACAUGUCUCUGACCAAGGACAAGGAGUUCAAGAAGCACGCCAAGGCUUACGCAGAGGACCAGGAUUUGUUCUUCAAGGACUUUGCCAAGGUCUUCAACAAGCUCAUCGAGUUGGGUGUUCCCAAGGCCCAGUUUGCUAGCGAGCCUUACCACCUGAAGACCAUGGACGAGCAGGAUGUUGCCCGUUAAGCCAGCUUCGGGUGAUGCGUGAAGGGGAUCCCAAGCUGGACUGUCAUCUCAAACCCGUGCAAUCGGGUUCGGCGUGCCGGGUUCAGCUCGGUUCUACCUUUGAGCCGUCGGAACUGUUGCCUCAGGGACCGACCCUGAUGAUAUCCCUUUGAUCGGUCACAAAAAGUGUCUUGUAGAUGUCAAAUACCUAUCCUAGUCUAUUCUAUAUUUUACUUCUCGACUUUGGAUUCGGCAAAGGGUCGCAAGGAGCUAAAUUAGGGGCGUGACACAUUGUGGAUCGUUUCGGCUGAGGAGGUUGGUGAUCGAGAUGUGUCAGUUCACGUCUGCGCGUCUGAUGAAUCGAGGCUUGUUGAGAUCUCGGUGGUUUCGAA